Messenger RNA from Racocetra persica, 246 nucleotides. The record is from the annotation of a GenBank genome assembly. Lineage: Eukaryota; Fungi; Glomeromycota; Glomeromycetes; Diversisporales; Gigasporaceae.
ACUCUCAUAGGUCUUGAUAAUAAUGUAAAUGAAGUUCAGAACAAACUUGAUACCAUAAUCCAGGAGUUGAACAUUUUAAGAAUCCGACAACCAAAUCAUAUCCAUACGCAGAGAGUCGAACCAAAUCAUUUAUAUGAUCCUCUUAUUGGUCAAAUGAGUCGUGGUUCAGAAAAUUAUCCUAUUCUUAGGAAAUUCCUUAACAAUUGUGUAGAUGUUGCAUGUAAACCUAUUAGAGAUGAUCAAAAU